AUGCCGCGGGGAACGCGCUCCUCGCGCUUGCGAGCAAUUACGAACGACGUCCUGCAGGUGCUCCAGCUAGAGUCGCGACAGAACUUGCUCGUGGGCAACCGAGUUCGGACAGGUGAAGGACUCAGUGGCGGUCAGAAGAAGCGCGUCAAUGUCGGGAUUGAGCUCGCUGCCUGCCCCACGAUCCUCUUCCUUGACGAGCCAACCUCGGGCUUAGACGCCACUGCGUCGCUGAUGAUCGUGCAGCAGCUCAAAAGGAUGGCUCGGCUCGGUGUCACCAUCGUCAUGGUUAUCCAUCAGCCGCGCUAUGACCUCUUCACCCUGUUGGAUGAUGUGCUGCUUCUCGGGACGUUGGAGGACAAGGGUGGCCGCAUGGCCUACAUGGGACCGACAGUGCAAGCCAAGUCGCACUUUGAACACCUCGGCUUGCAAAUGCCGGAGCACCUCAGCCAAUUUGGACCUCAGCCUUUCUACAAGGUUUAA
Messenger RNA from Symbiodinium necroappetens, 480 nucleotides. NCBI's taxonomy places the organism in Eukaryota, Dinophyceae, Suessiales, Symbiodiniaceae. The record is from the annotation of a GenBank genome assembly.